Parus major (Great Tit) is the source of this 2072-nucleotide messenger RNA. It is a transcript of the gene MSRB2, whose product is annotated as methionine sulfoxide reductase B2. Gene Ontology annotation, molecular function: peptide-methionine (R)-S-oxide reductase activity. The coding region runs from base 623 to 1276 and encodes 217 amino acids. The transcript has 6 exons. Gene Ontology annotation, biological process: protein repair; response to oxidative stress. Lineage: Eukaryota; Metazoa; Chordata; Aves; Passeriformes; Paridae. The record is from RefSeq and is a predicted model, not a curated record. Gene Ontology annotation, cellular component: cytoplasm.
UUGCUGAUAUCCAUCCUUUGGUGCAAUACUCCGUGGAUCUGAGCAGAGGCAGUGAUUACAGCCAUGGUACUGAUCAGAUGGUCUUCAGCUACCAUGGAACUCACUGUCUUAGGCAUAAGGAUGGUUCAAUACAAAUGUAUAUAUACAGGCUGAUCACUCAAGACUAUUUUUUGGUUUAAUUUUAGAACUGGGCUAGAAGAAUUAGAUUAAAGGAAAGUAAAUUUGAAUUAAACAUCAUUAUUAGCUUUGUUAUCCAAUGUAAUCAAAAAAUUUCCUUCCACAUCCUUCUGAAAUGAUGAACUAAUUCCAAAUCAGAAUUGGAAGAAAAGCAAACAGUAGCAUUAAUGCUUACCCUGGGAAAGUAACUCGUGUUUAGGUCUACCUUUUAAGGGUGGGCUGCCAAACUAACACACGUGUCCUAUUACAGGUAUAUUUAUAGGCCAAGCCAAGGCAGCUGUGACUGCACAUCACCCCACGAAAACAGGAAACCCUCAGAUGGCACGGCCCCUUCUCCAUUCGUCUAUCAACAGCGCUGAGAGCAAUGCCUGUAAUGCGCAUCUAGGACAGCAAGAGCGCUUUUGCAUGCAAGUACCAGCCCCGUUCUCCUUAAAAAUAGCCUGGAAUGGCUGCAAGCAAAUAUCUCAACAGGACUUUGUUAUAUUUACGGCUGCAGUGGAACGCAGGGAUUACACCCGGCAGGCGUCUUUCUCGGGCCCGCCCCGCAGCUAUGGCGGCUCGUCCGCUCGGGAGGAUGCUCGGGAGCUGCCGCCUGCUCCUCCUGCUCCGCUCCCCGCUGCCGAGCGCCGGCUGCGCCCGCGCUGCGCACAGAGGCACAGACACAGGCCCCCUCACUAAACAAGCUGAAGCAGCUGCUGCUACAGACUGGAAAAAAAAAUUGACUCCGGAGCAAUUCUAUGUUACACGAGAAAAAGGAACUGAACCGCCUUUCAGUGGGAUCUAUCUGAAUAACACAGACUCAGGAAUAUACUGCUGUGUGUGCUGCAAUGCCCCCCUCUUCAGCUCAGAGAAGAAGUACAAUUCUGGGACUGGAUGGCCAUCUUUUUCUGAGGCUUAUGGUACUUGUGGCGGAGAUGAAAGUAAUAGCAAUAUCCUGAGACGACCAGAUAACUCACUGGGGUCAACUAGAACUGAAGUCAUCUGCAAACAGUGUGAUGCCCAUCUAGGCCAUGUGUUUGAUGAUGGACCCAAACCUUCUGGGCAGAGGUUCUGUAUCAACAGCAUUUCAUUAAACUUCAAAUCAGGCUCUGGGCAGUGAGAAGUGUCUCUCUCUGGCUUGCAGAACAUUCUUUCUCUGCUCAUACAGCAUGCUUGUGAAAAACUCAAAUUUUAGUAAUUAUGCUGUAGUAGCUUUGUUUUCCAGCUGUUAUCAUUGUUGAUAAAAUACGUAUUUUUGUUGUAACUCUUUAGCAGUCUGCCUUUUCAUGGUUACCGUGGCAUGUUGAUCUGCUUAUUGUAUUUUUUUAAUUAAAAAAAUAUAAAUCUCUGCAAUAAUUCACAUUCAUAGGUAUCAUCAUUAACUGUAGGAGGCUGCUGAAAUGAGGUGCUCUCCUGAACCUGACUGCCUAUUCUGAACAGUAGUUGUGGCACUCAGGAACACAGAUGUACAUGGCUGAUCAUGGCAAAGCUUAUACUUCUGUAAAAUCAUAUCCUUCUAAAGAGAAGCAAAAAUAACAUGAAUCUUCAAAUAAGGUCUGAGGGGUUUUUUUCCCCCUGAUGUGAGAGACCUUUAGCUGAGCCAAGUGACUUUUCUGUGAACCCAUAAAAGCAAAGUCCUGAAGGAGGACCUAAUUAAAACUAUUUCAGGCAAUGGAACCAGUGGAGACAUGGAGUCUUUCUUCUUUUAAAUCAAUUAUUUUGAUUCUGUGUCCAAUAGCAAAGUUGAAAUAGGGGUUGCUCCAGAAAUGUCUCUUACAGCAAUUAUAUGAUAAUAAUGUAAUGAUUUGUGUAAUAUUUUCAGACUUCUGUUAUCACUUGUGCAUUUCAGAAUCAAAAAAUAAAAAUGACUAUGGAAAUUCCUGUAUAUGGGGAAAAUAAAUCAGCAUCAAAAACCA